CUGAGCGAGGCGUGUGCCUGCCACACACAGCAGCCCAGCGAUGAGCGAGAACCCUCCUGCCAACCUCAAUGCUGGAGAAACUGCUGCAACUGGGCCCACCACACCACGCAAGGGGCCUCCCAAGUUCAAGCAGAGACAGACAAGGCAGUUCAAGAGCAAGCCCCCUAAAAAAGGAGUAAAAGGGUUUGGAGAUGACAUCCCAGGCAUGGAGGGACUGGGCACAGAUAUCACAGUGAUUUGCCCAUGGGAAGCUUUCAGCCAUCUGGAACUGCAUGAGCUGGCCCAGUUUGGGAUCAUCUAAAGCACCAGCAUCUCUUUUGGUGUCACCUGGUGGCUCCACAGAUCCCAGCACAGUCUUCAUCACCUUUGACACUUAUUUUUUGGCCCUUGCAUCCCAUCCA
Molecule: messenger RNA, 401 nt
Organism: Pogoniulus pusillus (Red-fronted tinkerbird)
Lineage: Eukaryota; Metazoa; Chordata; Aves; Piciformes; Lybiidae
Gene: PDE6H
Product: phosphodiesterase 6H
Exons: 3
Coding region: 41-301 (86 amino acids)
Biological process (GO): positive regulation of epidermal growth factor receptor signaling pathway; visual perception; positive regulation of G protein-coupled receptor signaling pathway
Cellular component (GO): photoreceptor outer segment membrane
Molecular function (GO): cGMP binding; 3',5'-cyclic-nucleotide phosphodiesterase activity
Source: RefSeq, a predicted model, not a curated record